Molecule: messenger RNA, 3835 nt
Organism: Astyanax mexicanus (Mexican tetra)
Lineage: Eukaryota; Metazoa; Chordata; Actinopteri; Characiformes; Acestrorhamphidae
Gene: sox5
Product: SRY-box transcription factor 5
Exons: 15
Coding region: 285-2600 (771 amino acids)
Biological process (GO): cell fate commitment; regulation of transcription by RNA polymerase II; positive regulation of chondrocyte differentiation
Cellular component (GO): nucleus
Molecular function (GO): DNA-binding transcription factor activity, RNA polymerase II-specific; RNA polymerase II cis-regulatory region sequence-specific DNA binding
Source: RefSeq, a predicted model, not a curated record
AGAGAGAGAGUAUGUGUGUGAGAGAGUGUAUGACGGACAGAAAGAGGGAGAGAGAGGGAGAGGAAGAGUGUGUGUGUGUUAUUGAGAGAGUAAGAGAGAGAGAGAGAGAGAGAGAGAGAUAGAGGGAGUGAGCAGUGGGAGAGGUUAGAGGAGCAGUAGGCUGUGGGGAGUGUGUGUGUAUGAGUGUGUGUGUGUGUAUGAGUGUGUGUGAAGCGUGAAGCUGCCGGACGUGCAUGCUGUCGGAUCCGUGCGUUUGAAAACACCCCCCAACCCCGGUCUCCAGCAUGCUCACUGAGCCUGAGAUACCUCAGGAGUUUAACAGGAUGUCUUCCAAGCGACCAGCCUCUCCAUAUGGGGGAACAGAUGGAGAGGUAGUCAUGGCGACGAGCAGACAGCGACUGGAGGAUGAGGAGGUUGACGGACACGCUGUCAUUCACUUGCCCCUGAGCUCCUACUGCAGCAAGGUGUCCCCUCGCUCGCCCCGCACCCUCGACAGCCCGCCCACACUACACAGCAGCAUGGAGCAGGAGAGCAGUAAAGGCUUGGCCCUGAGCCCCUACACCCAGCACAACUCUUCUACCUCACCCAGUAAGCAGCAGCAGCAGCAGCAGCAGCAGCAGCCGGACGACGGCUCCGGGCGGCCGGGCAGCGAGCCGGGCUCUGCCACCGCCCUGGGCACUCCGGAGAGGCGUAAGGGCAGCCUGGCCGACGUGGUGGACACGCUCAAACAGCGCAAGAUGGAGGAGCUGAUCAAGAGCGAGCCAGAGGAGGCCCCCAGCAUUGAGAGGCUGCUAUCCAAGGACUGGAAGGACAAGCUGCUGGCCAUGGGCUCUGGUCACUUUGGAGAGAUCAAAGGUACCCCGGACAGCCUGGCGGAGAAAGAGCGGCAGCUGAUGGGGAUGAUCAGCCAGCUGAGCAGCCUGAGAGAGCAGCUCCUGGCGGCACACGAGGAGCAGAAGAAGCUGGCGGCCUCGCAGAUAGAGAAGCAGAGGCAGCAGAUGGAGCUCGCCAAGCAGCAGCAGGACCAGAUUGCUCGCCAACAGCAGCAGCUCCUGCAGCAGCAACACAAAAUCAACCUCCUGCAGCAGCAAAUCCAGCAGGUCCAGGGUCAGCUGCCACCACUGAUGAUCCCUGUCUUUCCACCAGAUCAGAGGACGUUGGCGGCAGCCGCAGCCCAGCAGGGAUUCCUCUUGCCUCCGGGCUUCAACUACAAACCAGGUUGCAACGACCCGUACCCCCUCCAGCUGAUCCCCACCAGUAUGGCAGCUGCUGCGGCCGCCACGCCCGGCCUGGGUCCUCUUCAGCUCCAGCAGCUGUAUGCAGCUCAGUUGGCAGCGAUGCAGGUGUCUCCGGGGGCCAAGCAUGGCGCCGUGCCUCAACCCAACCUGGCAGCCGGCACACACUCGCCCACCAGUGGCCAUAGUGAGAAGAGCAGGACCAGUCCACCACCUAAACCCAAGGACGAGGGCGCUCAGCCCCUGAAUCUGUCAGCCAAGCCUAAGACAUCCGAGAGCAAGUCACCCACCUCCCCCGCUUCCCCACAGGUCCCCGCCAUGAAGCUGGGCCCCGGAUCCCUGAAGCACAGCGCCCCCUCCAGCAUCGGAGGACCAGCACCCAGAGUCAGCUCCAUAGACCUGUUGUCGUCCAUCACCUCGGGAGGCUACCUGAACGACCACGAGGCCGUGACCAAGGCCUUUCAGGAGGCGCGGCAGAUGAAGGAGCAGCUGAAGAGGGAGCAGCAGGUUCUGGACGCCAAAGUGGCAGCAGUCAACAGCCUCACCCUCAACAACGGACGCUCUGAAAAGGAGAAGGCAGCUCUAGAGAGCCUGAGUCAGCAGCUGAAACAGUCUGAGGAGAAUAAGUUCACUCACUCCAUGAUGGACUUCGGCAUGAGCGGCGACUCUGAUGGAAGUCCCAGUGUUUCGGACUCGAGGAUGUUCCGUGAAGCUCGGGGUCGCGGCAGUGCCGAACCCCACAUCAAACGACCCAUGAACGCCUUCAUGGUGUGGGCGAAGGACGAGAGGAGGAAGAUCCUGCAGGCUUUCCCCGACAUGCACAACUCCAACAUCAGCAAAAUCCUCGGUUCACGCUGGAAAGCCAUGACGAAUCUGGAGAAGCAGCCGUAUUACGAGGAGCAGGCGCGUCUCAGUAAGCAGCACCUGGAAAAAUAUCCCGACUACAAGUACAAACCGCGGCCCAAACGCACCUGCCUGGUGGACGGCAAGAAGCUUCGCAUCGGCGAAUACAAAGCCAUCAUGCGCAGCCGCCGGCAGGAGAUGCGCCAGUACUUUACUGUCGGUCAGCAGGCCCAGCUGCCUCUGUCCUCAGCGGGCGUGGUGUACCCAGGUGCUCUCUCCAUGGCCGGGAUGCCGUCGCCCCAAAUGCCCUCAGAGCACUCCAGCAUGUCCAGCAGCCCCGAGCCGGCUCCACCAAUCAGCGGCCAGCCCUCCUACCUCAACCUGAGCAAGGGGGAGGAGCCCCGCAUUAAAGAGGAGGAGCUUCGGAUGGACGAGAGCAACGGCGACGCCUACGACGACUUCGACUACGAGGACGAGGACGGAGACUUCGGCAGCGACAGCGAGAAUCACGUGACUCAGUAAACUGAACGGGCAAAGCACAGAGACGUCCCCCCGUCCCGUCCCCUCCCCCCACAAACACAAACACAUACAAAACCCCGUAUCUCCCACCAACCCGUCCCUCAAUCACCCUUUCCCUCACACCCCCCACCCGUCAGGACUUAUGCUGAGAUAUCUACGGCCCUCGAGCAGGAGCCCGAAUACCAGCAGCAGCAGCAGCGAAGCGAAGCACAGGAUCUGUCACUGAACUGAAGCGACUGUUACACUAAAAAUGGAGGGUCUUGGAGAAAAAGGGACGCCGGACGCCUUCUUCUGCUGAAUAACCCUUUUGCUGUGGCAAGUUCUCGUCACGUCUCGCCUCCGUUAUUAAGCUACAGGAUUACGAUACAGGAAGGAGAACUGACCUUGCUGUCGAGGAGAAACGUAUUCUAAACAAGGACCAGUACGUCCGCACGUCAGCACGUCAGCCCGUCGGAGACACUUUAAAUCGGUGGACCUGCUUGUCUAUAAAGAGACACUUUUAAAACUGCGUUUUUUUUUCUGGGUUCUAUAAUAUUCUCACUCAGGUACACGGUGCCAACAAGUGGCUUGUGAAUGUGAUUUGUUGUUUUUGUGCUACAGUUUUAAUAGAGAGAAAAAAAAGCAUUUAUUUUCCUGUUUCAACAUGAAGCACCUGAUAGGAGUAAUGCCGAGUUUUAUCCGAAGUUUUUUUUGUUUUUUAUUAUUCAUUCUCUCAAUUCUCUCGCUGUACUCCGAAGCUAAAUCUUAUAAUCUUAAAAAAUCGUAUCCUUUUGUUUCCCUCCUCCUUUCGCACAGGUCUUUCAACUCUUUUAAAUCUCACAACUCUCACAACUCUCACAAAUCUCACAAACACACAUUCUCACACUCUCGCUCUCUUUAAACGAAUCUUUUUUAAACGUAAGGACACGAGAUUCUGAACAGCACUGGACGACAGACAAUCCCGACUCCUCUCCUUCUGCUCUCCUUGCUUUUUUUAUUAUUAUAGAGGCUUUUUAAAGUCUAUUGAAAUGUAUUUUAUUAAGUCCAUUGAGAAGAUGCGAGUGCUUCUGAAGCAUCUUUCAGACUUUUAGAGUGUGUUUCGAGAUUCUCUACAUCCUCACCAGUUCAGUAGGGUCGUAACGCAGUGGGCGCUUCUUGCUCCGGGUUUUAUUGAGUGCAGACAGACGCAGUGCUGGAUAUUCAGGCGUUUAAAAGCCGUGACAGAGACUCAGAGACUCUGCACCACAAAAGGAAGUGAA